AUGGGCUGCAGCCAAUCUCACACAUCUACUCAGGAGCACGAUGAUGCACCCAGAUAUCACGAAAAAAUACAGGAAGUAUCAGUCAAUGUACGAACCCGUGAUGACUACCAGAUUGCGUGGAUAUGCACCGUGCCCGCAGCAAGAGACGCAGCAAACGCAAUGCUGGACGAGACUCACCACUCCGUUCCCCGCCGCCAGGGCGAUGCAAACGAAUACAUAUUUGGCAGAAUGGGCCGGUACAGUGUUGUCAUAACGUCCUUUCCACCCGGGCUAUCCGGCCUCACAAUUGCCACGGAGACAGCAAUGCAUAUACGAUACAGCUUCCGAUUCAUCGAGGUCUGCUUUCUGGUAUCAGUCGGGGGCGGCACUCCGGGGGAAAGCGACAUCAGACUCGGUGAUAUUGUGGUCAGCAAGCCCACAAAGAAAUUUCCCGGCGUUAUGGGGUACGAUAUACGCAAUGUUCGAAAUGGCCGGCAUAGCCCUAUAGGUGUAUUCAACAAACCCCCAGAGUUGGCCAUGAACACUGUCUUCGCCCUUCACACCGAGCAGAUACCUCACUGCACUUCUCCUGCUGUCACCCAAUUCUAUAAUGAGGCGCGGGCGCAUAAUUCACGCCUGCGAGAUCAAUCCAACCACCCUGGUGGAGAUUCAGAUUUCCUCUUCGCUUCUGAGUCGCAGCAUGCGUCGCGCGAUAGCAGCUCUCGCAGGUUAAACCAAUGGCGUCCUCGAUCCGACAACCAACCACGUAUCUUCUAUGGCACAAUCGCGUCUGGCGAAAAGGCAAUCACAGAUGUGAGUGCCCGGGACCGCUUUGCCAGAGAGUACGGCAUCCUCUGUUGUGAGACCCAAGCAGCUGGGGUAGUGGACCUCUUGCCAUGCCUGGUGGUGUGUGGCGUGAGCUCCUAUGCGGACUCUCAUCCAAGCAGACAAUGGGAGGGAUACGCGGCUGUGGUUGCAGCGGCAUAUGCAAAGGAGAUAGUACUCGCGCUACCAUGGCAGAAUAAUGUUGUCGCAGGGACCAUUUCUCGGAGGCGAGAGCUAAAUUUCUAUAUCAAUGCAAACGCAGAGGACCUGCGAUCUUUCUUUGUUGCCCAUGAGGGCCAGAAAGAACUGACAACCAUUGACGCUGGAACCAUCCACACCGUCGACUUCGGUAAAAUCGCACUGAAGUUCACCAAGCUCAUUGAAGAGAACGUCGUGGACGACGAACUCCGCGACUGGAUCAUGCCAGACUUCAGUACUACAACUCAAUCCGACAGCGUGGUUGCAGCUAUCCUGAUGAUGGGUGCUCUACAGGAAUAUUUCUCGUACAAAUCUAUGCUUCUCUGUGGCAUUCCAUCCGUUACUUUGCUAGGCGAACGUGCAGACUGGGUGCGCUUGCUAAAGAAGCUCGACAAGCUAAAUCAGCUAGGCGACCAGCCUGCACGAUUUGCACAGCUUCUACGCCCGAUUUUGAAUCACUUUGUACUUUCCUUCGAUAGCCCCGAGUCGCCUGAGGUGCGGAGCUUCUGGGGCAAAUGCGCUGAGCGCCACGGUGGCAGCGGAAUUGACGAGCUGACUGGUUGGGUGUCGGCCUUCAUUUUCUGGAAUAAGAAGGGCAGCCUGCUAUAUGAAGAAAAGAUCCAUCCGGUCUCUUCGCCGGAGUUUGUGGCUCGAAACACGGACCUAGGGCUCGAUGAUGUAUUGUCCCGCCGCGUGGACACUGAUGAUAUUCCACCCCGAUUCGCCUCUGUGCCAAUUACUGUCGUUGAUAAUGGAAAGAAAAUUAAUACCGUGAUGGUGGCAGGCUUGGUUGGUAUUCAAGCACGAUCUAGUGGAGCGAUCUUGGACGAGACUGAGGAGACGGGGCUUGACACCAUACAGCCCUUGUCAGGAUGGUGGAUGUAUGAAAAGAAACGCGAGAAGGGUAAAUAG
This is a messenger RNA of Aspergillus puulaauensis, 1914 nucleotides long. RefSeq lists its product as uncharacterized. Gene Ontology annotation, biological process: nucleoside metabolic process. NCBI's taxonomy places the organism in Eukaryota, Fungi, Ascomycota, Eurotiomycetes, Eurotiales, Aspergillaceae. The transcript has 3 exons. The record is from RefSeq and is a predicted model, not a curated record. Gene Ontology annotation, molecular function: catalytic activity. Bases 1 to 1914 code for a protein of 637 amino acids.